AUGAAAUAUUCUAUUGUGAAUGAUUUCACAUCCAUACUUGUCUUAGAAACAUUACAACAACACAUUGAACAUAAUAUAUGUUCACAUCCAUCACGUAAAACAUUAUACAAUGAUUAUAUAAAGUACCAACAAAAUAAAACACAACAAGAAUCAACAAAAAGUCAAGCUAAACUAACAGCUGUCUUGAAUCUAUGGCAAGCACGUUGCACAUGUUCACAAACAGCUUAUCAAAUUUAUUUAGAUGAACGUCAAUCAUAUUCAAAAUCAUCAUCGUUCUAUUUUGAUAUAACAUCUUAUUUUUUCUCAAAAGUACGUUCGUCAAUAUCGAAACCAUCAUCAAUUGAAACAUUUAACAAACAUUAUUCAAUUUCCAUUUUUUGCAUUAAAAUAUUUUCACAUAAUACUGAUCGCAAUAGUGGUAAUGAUUCCAAUGUAAAUAAUUAUGAACUUUUAGGUUUAUGUAUUUUAACAAAUGUAUUAGAACUAGAAUUAGAAUUACUACAACUAUUACGAACAGUUGCUUGUAAACUUGUCGAACUUGGCCUUCUUGGUUUAGCUAAGAAUAUUUUUCGACACAUUGUUACUUUAAGAUCGGACGAGCCACAAUCAUUUCAUGACCUAGCAUUAUUAUUGCAGGGAUCUAAUGUUCAAAAUAAGACCAUUACAGAAAUAUCAGAUCUAUUUAAGAAUGUUAUAUUUGUUGAUCAACGUCUCAUUCGACAUUUAUCUGUUGGCUUAAGAAUAGUUAUGGUUUGGGAUACAAAUGAUUCAGAUGUUGAUUUACAUGUCAUUGAACCAACAGGUGAAGAAUGUUAUUAUUCUCAUAAAAAUACAGCUAUUGGUGGUAUGAUAAGUCGUGAUUUUACCAGUGGCUAUGGGCCAGAAGAAUAUCUAAUUCGAAAGUCAGUCAAAGAUACAUAUACAGUUCGAGCAAAAUAUUUUGCUAAUCAUCAACAAAGUCUAACUAGUGCAACAACAAUCAUGGUAUAUAUCUAUAAGUAUUAUGGUCAAACGAAUCAGCAAAAAGAAAUUGUAACACUACGAUUGAGUAUAACGCAUGAUCAAAAAUUGAAUACGUCUAUUCAUUCGAAUGCUAUUUGUGAUGGAUAUGAUACAUCACCAAUAAAAGGAGAUAGUUAUAGAUGUUUAUUUUGCCCAGAUAUUGACUUUUGUCAAUCAUGCAAGUCGGCUAGUGGAACAAAUUAUGAGUCAAAUCAUCAGUACAAUCAUCCGUUACUAUGCAUUAAAGAUUCAAGUGAAUAUUCAGAAUCAUUUUAUUUAUGUAAUCGUACUGAUAUCAAUCAUACAAAUAUUCAAUGCGAUUCGUGUUUUAUGAUACCGAUUAUAGGUAUUCGUUAUCAGUAUAGUUGUGGAAUAAAUUUAUGUGAACAAUGCGAAUUUACGGGUAUACACGAUCAAAGUCAUCAUCGUACAAAAAUAACUGAUCCAGUAUAA
Rotaria sordida is the source of this 1455-nucleotide messenger RNA. The record is from the annotation of a GenBank genome assembly. Lineage: Eukaryota; Metazoa; Rotifera; Eurotatoria; Philodinida; Philodinidae.